Messenger RNA from Monosiga brevicollis MX1, 1117 nucleotides. RefSeq lists its product as uncharacterized. The coding region runs from base 49 to 642 and encodes 197 amino acids. The record is from RefSeq and is a predicted model, not a curated record. The transcript has 5 exons. NCBI's taxonomy places the organism in Eukaryota, Choanoflagellata, Craspedida, Salpingoecidae.
GUGUGAGAGCUGUUCCCCAUUUUUUUGUCAUUGACCCUCACCGCCGCCAUGGAUGAGCACGACUACGACGACCAGUACAACGAGGAAGAGGAGGAGGUCCAUGAGGCCCCCCGCCAAAAGCGCCCUCGCCAGAAGCGCGCCAAGAAGGACCCCAACAAACCCAAGAAUGCCCAAUCGGCCUACAUGUUCUUCAGCCAGAAGGUCCGCCCUCAGUUCUCCAAGGACAAUCCCGAUAAGAAGAUGACCGAUGUGUCCAAGCUCAUUGGUGCCGCCUGGCGCGAGAUGAGCGAUGCCGCCAAGAAGCCCUACGAGGAGAUGGCGCGUCGUGACAAGCAGCGCUACCAGCAUCAGAUGGCCACCUACGUGCCUCCCCCCACCCGCGAGCUCGGCAAGCGCGGCAAGCGCCGCAAAGACCCCGAUGCGCCCAAGAAGCCCCUGACGGCCUACUUCCUGUACGCCGCCGACCGUCGUGCCGCUCUCCGUGCCCAGAACCGCAACGCGACUGUGGCCGACAUUGCCAAGAUCAUUGGUGCCGAGUGGAAGGACCUCAGCGACGCUGUCAAGAAGCCCUACCAAGACCGGGCCGAUCGCCUCAAGAGCCAGUACCAGAAGGAGGUUGAGCUGUACAAGGCGACCCGCUAAAUGCACCGUUGGAUGAGGUCUAGUCCCAUCCCUCGGGCUUGUGUGUGCGUUCCCUUGUCUAUCUUCUGUGUAUUUUCGUGUUGUCCCUCCCUCCUGCUUUUGUUCCGUCCACCUGCUGGAGUGCGCGCUGGCGGGCGCUUGCAAUGUGAGGGUCGAUGCCUGGCAUGACGCGUGUUUUGUGUCCAUGUGUAACGCUUUUGUAGUGUUCCGCCAUGCGUCAUGGGUCUUUGUACAGCUGGCUGUUUUGCUCGUGAUGGAGGGUUGUAUGGGAUUUGGGUUGGGCUCGAUACCAGGCUUGGUUGUACCAACAUGGUGUCGUGCCCCUCCUCUGUUGGUCUCAAAUUUCCAAUCCCGCCUCCUCCCCCGCCUCAUUGGCUGUCUCUUCCUAUGCGUUGAGUGUCUUCUCUUUGUCUUAUUGUUUCUCUCUCUAUUGUGACUUGCUCGCGUGACAGAAAAAAAUUGAGAUGUGACGUGC